GUUGUAUGUGGUGUGAUGUGGUCGUAUGCAAUGGUCAGCAAUGAAGGGUUCCAAACUGCUUCAAACUUUCUAUGAUUUUAUUAAUAGAAGUAUCAAUGUGGAAAUUGCUGCCGAUUUAAUAAUGGAAGAUAACACUACACCAUCAAUUAAUCCUUGGAAUACAUUAUCCACAAUGACGACAUUUGAUACAGGCAGUGAUGCAAAAACUACAAUAUGUGUGGACAAUGAUAGUAGUCACAACAGUGGACAAGUUGUGAGCCUAGUUACACCUUCUGUCAGUCUCUUAAUCGAAUCACUUAUACAGCAACUUUGUACAUUGUUUGAAGGUGAUACUGUUCGCAGAAAUAAAUUAUAUUUUG
This is a messenger RNA of Dufourea novaeangliae, 359 nucleotides long. RefSeq lists its product as uncharacterized. The record is from RefSeq and is a predicted model, not a curated record. Lineage: Eukaryota; Metazoa; Arthropoda; Insecta; Hymenoptera; Halictidae. The transcript has 3 exons. The annotation marks the transcript as partial.